AUGGAUAACGCAAUCAAAGAUAAUACCAUCGAAUCUACUGUUUGUAAAAAUUCAUUUAUAAACUCCGUAUUGCUAGAUGAUGAAUUAUCAAGUACUAUAAUUCAAGGUUUUGAUUCUAUGGCAUGUGAAAUACGUGAAAUCUUUAAUAAUUAUUUAAAUAAAAUUCGCAGAAAAAUUAUUAAUGAGUUUGAAAUUCUAGAAAAUGAAAAAUCAUCUUUCGAUCAGGAAAAGAAGCGGAUAAUUAGAGAAAUGGAAUGUAAUAGAAAAACUGAAAUUGAGAAGAUACAAAAACUACGUAAUUUAUUAGAAGAAGAAACUGAAUUAACAAAGAAAUUAAUUAUAAAAGAAAAAAAUGACAAUGCCAAGAAAUUAUUGAUUCAAAAAGAAUUAUUUUACAAAAAACAACAAGAAUUAACCAAUUACUGGCAAAUGAUUGAGAAUAAAUUGAACCAAGAAAAAUCAGAAAUAGAGAGGAUUAAAGAUCAAAUAACCGAAGUAAAUUUUUCAGCAAGAUCAACUGUUGAAAUUAAUGUUGGUGGAACCAUAUUUGAGGUUUCAAAGAGUAUAUUAACUGAAGGAAAGGCGAAGGGAAGUUUGCUAGAUAGAAUUUUUUCAGGUAAAACAUUUGAUAUUGAAAUUCAAACAGAUAAAAGUGGUAAUGUUUUUUUUGACAGGGAUCCGGAAAUUUUUAAAAUAAUAAUAAAUUAUCUCAGGGAUAAUACCAAGUGUCUUCCAUCUCCUUCCACGGCCCAAAUGAGUCUUGACAUUUUAAAAGAAAUGAAUUACUUUGGGAUUAAACUUUAUGAUAACUCUUUGAUUUAUGUUUUUGGAGGCUGCAAUGGUGAAAAGAUACUUGAUACUUCUGAGUUGUUUAUAACUCCUAUUUAUUUAGAAGAAGGUUUUUCAGAAGAAAUAAAAAAAAACAUUGGUUGGAGCAAAGUAAAAACUAUGUUGACGCCCAGAGCUCAUGGAUCAAGUACUAAUCUUGAUAAAACUAACUGUGCUUUGUUUGGAGGGUACAACAAUACUAACAAGGCAUUAGACAGUCUCGAGAUAUACGACCCUCUUACAGAUUCAUGGAGAGGAGGGCCUUCAAUGCUAAUUGGGAGACGGAAUUUGGCAUCUACAACUUUUGAGGACGGAAGAAUAUUUGCAAUCGGCGGAUUUGAUGGAGAAAACAUCAUUUCAGCCACCGAAUUCUAUGAUUCUAGAACAAAAUAUUGGUCGGUUUGUUCACAGUUAAAUAUUCCUAGAUCGUCCGCAUCGUGUGUUAAACUUGACCAAUUUAGUAUUGCAAUAAUUGGCGGAACUUGUGGAGAUAAGAGAUUAAAGUCUAUUGAAGUUUUUGAUGUCAGAAGAAAUCAAUGGGAAUUGAUUCAAUCAAAAGAACUCUUAGAAGUCAGAUCUGGAUCCAUUGCCUAUUCAUUAUAUGGUAGGGUGUGUAUCUGGGGCGGAAUUGAUGAAAAAAAUAACGUUUUACAUUCAGGAGAACUUUUUAAUAUUUCGCCUUCUUCGAACGAAAAUACUUCAACAUAUAUAAAACCACUGAUUAAAGGAGUUAUUGAUGCAAAAAUUCAGCCGGUUUCAAUAGGAAAAUAUUCUGCCAUUAUUUGUGGUGGCCAGACAGUGGAAGAAACUGUAAAAACUACACAAUUAUACAGCUUUCAAGAUGACAGAUGGGAGCAGGGCCCAGAUCUCAUCUUUCCAAGAUAUGGGCAUGCAAUUACAAAGUUAGAUAUUUGA
Messenger RNA from Cryptosporidium ubiquitum, 1743 nucleotides. Its product is annotated as KELCH domain-containing protein. The transcript has a single exon. Gene Ontology annotation, biological process: protein homooligomerization. Lineage: Eukaryota; Apicomplexa; Conoidasida; Eucoccidiorida; Cryptosporidiidae. The coding region runs from base 1 to 1743 and encodes 580 amino acids. Gene Ontology annotation, molecular function: protein binding. The record is from RefSeq and is a predicted model, not a curated record.